AGGGAUCUAAAGGAGAGCUGACGGAGAAGUGAAGCUGCGGCGUCGGUUUACUUUGUGGAAUAAACCGGAAGAAAGACGGAGCGUUAGUUCACCUGCGAGAUUUAUGUUCUGUGUGGGAAAACGACCAGACGGACGGCUGUCUGUCACAGUAGGGGGGUUUUCUCCGAGAAAGUACCUCGUAGUUUUCGCUCGUUUGGAACAUUGACGACGUGACGUCGGAGAGUGUUUUACGAUGCAGUGUCCCAGCAUCUGUCGAGAUGACCCCAAGAAGAAUCAGAGGCACAGGAAAUAAAAUAUUCCAGGCAACAGCAGGUCUUUAUGGUUGAAGCACUGUGUGAUACGCCUUACAAUGCCUCCAGCCAUGACGGACAUCCUAGAUAUCUGGGCAGGCAACACGCCCAUCGCUGGACACGCGCUGGGUCAGAUCACUGUGGACUUUCUGCUGCCCACUGGUAUCUACAUCCAGAUGGAUGUUCCGCGUGAUGCCACCAUUCAACACAUCAAACUGCUCUUAUGGAAGCAAGCGCAGUCAUUCCCACUGUUCCCCGCCCUGGGCAAGAUGGAGAGCCACAUCUUUGAGUGCGUCAACCAGGCAGCGGUGCAUGAAGAACUAGAGGAUGAAACUCGACGACUGUGUGACGUUCGCCCAUUCCUGCCAGUCCUUAAGUUGGUGACACGCAGCUGUGGCAGAGCAGAGCGCCUGCUAGACUCCAAAAUAGGUGUCCUCAUUGGCAAGGGUCUGCAUGAGCUUGAUGCUAUAAACGACCAGGAGGUAAAGGACUUUCGCAGCCGAAUGUUUCGUCUCAGUGAAGAGAGGAUGCAGCUUGUUCAGACGAUGACGUGGACAGAAUGGGUGAAGUCCUGCUUCUCCCCACAAAUAGAUUUUGAGGAUGAACUGACCAUUACUGAUGGGCUCAGUGACCGACCUGCUGACCUGAAGGUCAUUAUCCACUUCAGCCAGUCUCAGGAUUCAGUCAGUCUGAAGGUGUCAUCGUCCUGUACCCCUCCUGAGCUGAUGGAGCUGGCCCUGAAGAAGUGGCUGACCACCCAUGGGCCAGAAGAAGAGGCAUGGCGGGGCCAGUCUAUACUGAGGGUUAGCCACUGCCUGGAGUUCCUUUGUGAGGAAUGUCCCCUCAUUCGCUACAAGUACAUCCAGACAUGCAUGCAGACCAAGGAGCCUCCACACCUAACCGUUGUCCACACCAGCACAGUAAAGGCCAUGUUUGACAAGGAAAUUUCUGCCAUUGGAGCUGUGGUUAGCCGCAAGUCCUUGAACCCACCUUUACCACUACCUCCCAAGAAAAGAGUUUCUUCGCAAGUACAGACAUGUGUUUGGAACAUACAGAACCCCUUUAAGAUAAUCCUAGUAAAAGGCAGUAAGGUGAAUGCAGAGGAGACUGCAAAGAUCCAGGUGAGGGCGGGGCUCUUCCAUGGCACAGAGCUGCUGUGUAAGACGGUGGUGAGCAGUGAAAGCAAUGGGCGUUCAGAUCACACAUGGAAAGAAAACUCACUGGAGUUUGACAUUGCUGUCUGUGACCUGCCACGCAUGACCCGACUUUGCUUCGCUAUGUAUGCUGUCAUGGAUAAAGUUAAGAAACAGAAGUCCACCAAAAGCCCCCACCUAAACAAGUCCCAGACCAUCCGCAAAGCAGGAAAAGUGCAUUACCCUGUAGCCUGGGUGAACACCAUGGUGUUUGACUACAAAGGCCAGCUGAAAACUGGAGAUAUUAUCCUGCACUGCUGGUCAUCAUUUCCUGAUGAACUUGAAGAGAUGCUGAACCCUAUAGGAACCAUUCAGACUAACCCAUAUACUGAAAACGCUACAGCACUGCACAUCCACUUCGUGGAGUACUUGUCACAUCCCAUUAUCUUCCCUCCAUUCCACAAGAUACUGGAAAAAGCUGCAGACAUUGUCAAAGCUACUGAUGGUGCAUCCAUGAGUCGUGGGGGGAAGAAGUUCCACAUAGAGCUGAAGGAGAUCAUGGAGCGAGACCCGCUCUCUCAGCUGUGUGAGAAUGAGAAGGAUUUGAUCUGGACACUACGCUGUGACUGUCAAGAGAAUUUCCCUCAGUCACUACCCAAGCUGCUACUCUCCGUCAAGUGGAGCAAACACGAAGAUGUGGCUCAGUUGCAGGCACUCCUUCAGAUCUGGCCCAAGAUGAGUCCCAGAGAUGCUCUGGAGCUUCUCGACUUCAAUUACCCUGAUCAGUACGUCAGAGAAUACGCUGUGAGGUGCCUACGUGACAUGAGUGAUGAAGAGCUGUCACAGUAUCUGCUGCAGCUGGUUCAGGUGCUGCGCUAUGAGCCGUACUACGACUGUGCCCUUACACAUUUCUUGCUGGAACGGGCACAAGCAAACCGCAAGAUCGGACACUUCCUCUUCUGGCACCUACGGUCAGAGAUCCACAUGCCAGCUGUUUCUGUCCAAUUUGCCCUUAUCCUUGAGGCCUACUGUCGAAGCAACAUCCCUCAUAUUGAGGUUUUAAAGAAACAGGUGGAAGCUCUGAAUAAGCUAAAGUCCAUCAAUGAUCUAAUUAAACUGGGACAAAGCAAGAAUGCUCGUAGUAAGGCCGAGAAGGCGAUGCUGAACAAAGAGGCUAUGAUGACCUAUUUGAGGCAAAGCGUCAUCAAUGAGACACUGUCAGACUUGCAUUCUCCUCUCAACCCCAAUGUCCUGCUGUCUAGUAUCAAUGUAGAGAAGUGCCGGUAUAUGGACUCUAAGAUGAAGCCUCUCUGGAUCGUUUACAACAACAGACUGCUUAGUGGAGACACCCUGGGCAUCAUUUUCAAGAAUGGAGACGAUCUAAGGCAAGAUAUGUUGACUCUCCAGAUUUUGAGACUAAUGGAUCUGCUCUGGAAAGAGGCUAAUCUUGAUCUCAGGAUUGUACCAUAUGGUUGCUUGGCAACAGGUAACCAAACAGGGUUGAUUGAAGUUGUGUCAUCAGCAGACACAAUUGCAAACAUCCAACUGACAAACAGUAACGUAGUUGCAACAGCUGCCUUCAACAAGGAUGCGUUGCUCAACUGGCUCAAAGAGAGAAACUCUGGUGAUGCUCUUGAACGAGCCAUCGGGGAAUUCACUUUGUCGUGUGCAGGCUACUGUGUAGCCACCUACGUCCUCGGCAUAGGAGAUCGGCAUAGUGACAACAUCAUGGUCCGAAGUACUGGCCAGCUCUUCCACAUAGACUUUGGCCACAUCCUCGGCAACUUCAAGUCCAAGUUUGGCAUCAAACGGGAGCGUGUGCCAUUUAUCCUCACACAUGACUUUAUCCAUGUCAUACAGCAGGGCAAGACGGGUUACACUGAAAAAUUUAGCAGUUUCCGUCAGUACUGUGAGGAUGCUUAUCUAAUCUUGAGGAAGAAUGGGAACCUCUUCAUAACACUGUUUGCCCUCAUGCUCACAGCCGGGCUGCCCGAACUGACAUCGGUGAAAGACAUCCAGUAUCUGAAGGAUUCUCUGGCUCUGGGUAAGACGGACGAUGAAGCACUGAAGCAGUUUCGCCAUAAGUUUGACGAAGCCCUCCGGGAGAGCUGGACAACCAAAGUCAACUGGAUGGCCCAUAAUGUGGCCAAAGACAACCGCUCCUAGAGUAGCUUUGAACUUUUAAGGUCAGCGGUCACAUGCCAAGUGGACAUGGUGUAGUAGGACAGAGUGCAAUGGGCAGGAUCUGCCAAGGAGACAGGGUGAACAUCACCUUUACCUAAAGAAGGGAAAUUGAGUAGAAUGCUCCAAAAAAUAGUCAUCCCACUGUACUGUACAUAAGGAGUAAAACUACUCUCCUAAAAAGUUCUCAUACCUUGCACUCAUAUGUCCCAGUCUUUGCCUGACAGUGUACCUCCUGGAAAGAAAUCUACAUUCCUGGUCAUGUGAGAUUCAUGUGGAGUCGUGAUGCAUAAAGUUGUUGCAUGUUUUGCACAAUAUUAAUGGAGUAAAUAGCCAAAGGAAUUGACUGGAACUGGCCACUCUAAACCUUUGGAAAUGAAGCGUCACUACGUAGCGGGCCGAAGCACAAAUGUUUUGGAGUGGUUCUACUUCAUCUUGUGGACUUGAAGCUGUUUGCAUAUUUGGGCCUGGAAGAGGCACAGUCUGAGCAUCCAGUCCUGUAUUGAAUGACACAGUACAGCAGGAAAAAGCAUCUGAUUCCCCCC
Molecule: messenger RNA, 4149 nt
Organism: Thalassophryne amazonica
Lineage: Eukaryota; Metazoa; Chordata; Actinopteri; Batrachoidiformes; Batrachoididae
Gene: pik3cb
Product: phosphatidylinositol-4,5-bisphosphate 3-kinase, catalytic subunit beta
Biological process (GO): cell migration; phosphatidylinositol 3-kinase/protein kinase B signal transduction; phosphatidylinositol-mediated signaling
Cellular component (GO): cytoplasm; plasma membrane; phosphatidylinositol 3-kinase complex
Molecular function (GO): 1-phosphatidylinositol-3-kinase activity; 1-phosphatidylinositol-4-phosphate 3-kinase activity
Source: RefSeq, a predicted model, not a curated record